UUAUAAAAAAAACUGUAUUGUUUACAUGAUCCUUGCGGAAAACCUUGGACGCAACGCGCGUUUUCACGGCCGCAUCUCAUUAAGCAAUGCUCGCUCAGGACCGUUGCUCAGCUAUAGUUGGGCUCGCAACUUCUAUGCAAUUUCUUUCGUCCCUCUGAUACGCCUACUACAGUCAACAAUGAAUAGAUAAAACAGAAAGAAAAGGGGAGAUCAUGAUACGAUUGAAGUGGCAAAAAAUGAAAAUAGGAAUCGAUUCUUUGAAAUUUUUUCUAACCAUAGUCUCUGUAACGAUUCUACAUCGAAUUGGGUAUCUAAACGCUGUCUCUGCAGUCUGCCAACUCAGUUUUGUUGAUGGGCACAAGCUUUUCAACUUCAGUUUAGCGUCUCCUCUCCCGAAAUACCCUCAUGGUGUCCUUAGCGAAGAUGGGUUUUAUAAGCUAUCAGUGAACGAGUCUAUGCUCUGGUUUCAGCUAUGCAAUGGAAUGAUUUUUAAUCAUGAUCCACCCAGAUGUGUUGGUUGCCUGGAUUGUGGGGGGACAUUACGUUGUGGCAUGGAAUGUAGUGCACUUGUGACAAACAACAUAGGAGGUUAUGAUGUAUGUACUACUAUUGGGCAUGUCUCAAGCACUGUUACUAGCAUUUUUGAUAAACAGAAUCCACACAAGGGUGUAAUUGUUAAGAUGUCAAAUACUGUUAAGACGUCUGCUGGCUCUGAGAAUUGUUCACUCUCUGUCUCUGUCAUUUGCAAUUCAAAUGGUGUUCAAGGGCCACAUUCACUGGAGAAAUUAGGGACCUGUGAUUAUGCAGCAGUACUACAACAUCCUUCAGGUUGUGCCAUAGUUGUAUCUGUUCAUGGGAAAGGAUGGGGCUGGUUUGGUACCUUAGUAAUCAUUAUCUUAUGCCUUUUUGGUGGGUAUAUGUUGGUGGGUGCAGCCUAUCGAUAUUUCUUCCUUGGAAUUCGUGGUUUAGAUAUGAUUCCCAACUUGGAUUUUUGGGUCAGAUUGCCUCAGAGAACACAGAGUUGUUGUGCAUCUCUGGUGCGGAAAUUUAGAGGACCAACAGAAGGUUAUCGAUGCUCUUAUUCUCCAGUCAAUUUUUAAGCAAUUACAAUUCAAUUCCACAUUUAGUAGUGGUGAAUCAGUUUUGAGACAUCUGGGCUGCACUAUUAAACUCUUGCACAAUCAAGUGCUUCGGUUUCCUGAUAGUCUAGGGUGGUCAUCUCAUUGAAGUAGACUUUGACAAUCCUUUGCAGAAAUGCCCUGCUGUUCAGUUGACAUGUAUGCCACCAUAUCCCAAUUUUCAUUUUUCCCAUGAUUUCUUUCUUCAGCAUUAUUCAUUUGAUUGUAAUCUCUCUAUUAGCUUAGUGUUUGUUUUUGUUUCUUUUUUAUUGACAUUCUUUUAGCUGUUCUUCUGGCAAGUUUUGUUUAAUGUACUUAUUAAUAUUAUUAUUAUUUAUUAUUUCACAA
This is a messenger RNA of Hevea brasiliensis (rubber tree), 1466 nucleotides long. RefSeq lists its product as uncharacterized. The transcript has 11 exons. NCBI's taxonomy places the organism in Eukaryota, Viridiplantae, Streptophyta, Magnoliopsida, Malpighiales, Euphorbiaceae. The record is from RefSeq and is a predicted model, not a curated record. The coding region runs from base 213 to 1100 and encodes 295 amino acids.